UCAAAUGUCAACAAUCAAUCAAAAUCUGUCAAAAUCCUUAAUAUAACAUGUUUUAGAAAGUGGAAAAUUAACAAGUUUAUAAUUCAUAAUGAUGAAAACUGUGACAAAACCCCGUCAAAUCAAAAUGAAGUAUAUGGACAGAUUACCAACAGUUAUAAGCUGUUGUUUCUGUUGCUUUUUGAGAGCUGGCACUGUGAUGAUAGCUGUGUUUUCAUUUAUAAUAGGCGUCCUAUUCGCUCCAAACGUGAGCCACACGCACGGCUUCUGGGACCUGAACCCUGUGCUGUCGAACUACGGCAUCAUGACGGAAAUGUCAGCUCAGAUGACGAUAGGAAUCGCUUCCAUAAUGCUCUGUAUUGUCAGCGUGUUGCUGCUCGUUGGGGCUUGCUGUAACAUUCCAGUGCUAAUAGAGAUCUACCAGUGGGGCGCGAUAAUGUACAGCUCGACGGUGGUGCUAAUGUUCUUCGUGCUGGCCGUGUUCUGUUUCUUCGUGCACACAAACUGCUACGUGGCGGGCGCCGUGCUAGUAUUUUUGAUUGUGUGCGAUGUUUUGUUGACGGCGUACUUUAUAAUCGUGACGAACAGUUUGAGGAUGUCGCUACAGUUUCUGUCAAGUAGUGAUAUUGUGAUCUGAACAUUUUGUUUUGACUCCAAAUUGGUGCUGAGUGUUCAAAGUUAUUGUGGUGCCUACAAGUUUUC
Molecule: messenger RNA, 699 nt
Organism: Helicoverpa armigera (cotton bollworm)
Lineage: Eukaryota; Metazoa; Arthropoda; Insecta; Lepidoptera; Noctuidae
Exons: 4
Coding region: 89-634 (181 amino acids)
Source: RefSeq, a predicted model, not a curated record